AUGAGAUUGCGAUCGUUAUCCCAUGCUCUCCGAGUAGGAUGGCUUAAUUAUGGUCAUGGAUGUCUGUUCUAUGGCAACUCUCCAUGGAUACGAUACAAUUCUACUACCGGUCAUAAAGUAGCGUGUAUAGAAGAUCUAUCUAUUGGUCAAUCGGUUGAAAUAACAAGAUCAUUUAGUCAUAACGAUGUUAAGCUAUUUGCUCAGCUAAGUGGAGACAAUAACCCUUUACAUCUGGAUCCCGACUACGCCAAGAAUACUCAAUUUGGACGUUGUAUUGUACACGGAUUGUUAAUUAAUGGAUUGCUAUCAGCUCUACUUGGGACGAAAUUACCAGGUUAUGGAACGAUCUAUGUAUCUCAGGAUAUAAGAUUUCAUUCCCCUUUAUAUAUAGAUGAAGAAGUCACUGCUCUUGUCCAAAUUAGUAACAUCCGAAGGUCAACUGUUUAUGCAGCUCUCACGUGUACCGCAAAAGAGAGAAAUGAGGUAGUACUGUCAGGCCAGGCUAUUGUUAUGAUACCCAAAAGGAACCAAAUUCAAAGUGAAUAA
Messenger RNA from Trichoplax adhaerens, 546 nucleotides. RefSeq lists its product as uncharacterized. The coding region runs from base 1 to 546 and encodes 181 amino acids. The record is from RefSeq and is a predicted model, not a curated record. The transcript is spliced from 4 exons. NCBI's taxonomy places the organism in Eukaryota, Metazoa, Placozoa, Uniplacotomia, Trichoplacea, Trichoplacidae.